Belonocnema kinseyi is the source of this 1954-nucleotide messenger RNA. RefSeq names its product cell growth regulator with RING finger domain protein 1-like. The record is from RefSeq and is a predicted model, not a curated record. The transcript is spliced from 8 exons. NCBI's taxonomy places the organism in Eukaryota, Metazoa, Arthropoda, Insecta, Hymenoptera, Cynipidae. Gene Ontology annotation, biological process: negative regulation of cell growth. Bases 824 to 1954 code for a protein of 376 amino acids.
GUCUCCGCAGUCUCGAAACACACGCAGUGCGCGAAGGACGUGUGCUCGACUCGUGAAAGACAAGGCUCUUUUUUUGUCGAAGGCUUUUUUUCAAUUCGAGAAAAGAGACUUUAUUAUUCGUUUUCCCUAGUCAGAAUUCAGGUCUCGACUUCCUUCUUUUCUCCGCGAUCGAUCCGUCGACCUGUCAAGCGUGAGACGUGAUGCGUCACAAAAACGUGGAGCAGUGCAAGCGACUCUGAAAAAAAGGGAGUUUGCGAUUCCUUACAAUCAGCAAACUGUGAUACCUGGUGUAGGCUGGAAUCCGUGAUACUUGAAGAAUUUCAACGAUGGUAGAUCCAGAGGAGGAACUUUCUUAAGGGCAUUUGCGACAUGUGCGUUGCAUAAUCUGCACGCGGUCCGGUGAAGAGUUCGAAAAGCGUCCUCUCGCCGGCAAGAAUCUGCAGAAAGAGACUUAACAAAACAAAAAAAGAAGAAAGUUGUUGAUAUACAGUAAGGAAUAUUAUCGAAGCUCGAGAGGAUGUUUUUAAAGUCAACGAAUUGAGGAAAAGAUGAAUUGAGGGAAAAAAUUGGACUUCUUUUUGAUUGGCCCAAAUGUUCUGGUGGAUGCGCAAGAUCUGCGCGAGCCAGUUUCUUCACGAAUGGGACCAAAAGGAGACUAAAUUUGUGAUUAUCAGGUGUCGCUGAAUGGGAUUUAAAAUCCACAAAGCACGAUCCUUCAGACACGUUUAACUUAAUCUUUGGACGGGCUUUUGAACUGACGAUUCGCGUGGGAAGAGUGAUUUUUUUUAUUUUCAAAGUGUGCCAAGGUACUAGUGAAGGAAUAAUGACGGCGAUGCUGGUUUCUGUGGCGGAAUUAUCCAACAUUUUCUCCGUCCUUGCUGUUCUCAUUUGCUUCUGUGGAAUCGUCCUCUUCAUCAUGAGGAAUAUGAUGGUUCUUCGUGUUCACGGAGAUGAUUUAAUGUUUGGUGGGACUAGCGGAGUAAUUACACAUUCUCCACGAAUCCCCCAAAUGAAAAUGAUGAAGGUCCAUAUUCCUUUUACUUUCAAACUUCACGAGAGUUUCAAGAGCAAUUAUACUGAAGUGGAAUGCGAGGUUUCCAGUCAAGUUGAAUACUCAGUUCAGGCAAUAUGGGGCGUAAGUAUCAGAGAACUUCACCUCGCUCUUUGGAAGCCUUGGAAUAAUCUCAGGGACGCGUCCCUAAAUGGAACUCUUCUUCAGGACCAUGCCCAGUACCUCACACCACCACAAACUAGACAGCCGCACGGAGAAGAAACUUUGAGACUAUCGCUUCCGGCCCCAGAAUUGGAAUUGGGUACGCCACCUCGGCUUUGUUAUCCUUUGGUUAUUUUUCUCACUCGAAAGGAUAACAAGGAUCCACAUCCGGACGAGACUGUCGCAUUGGUGAAUGUCGUCCAUAUUAAGGACAGUGUCUGUACACUGCCGACCUCGAUUCUCGCUCAGUAUUUAAAACAGGCUAACGGACAGUUGUCCUGUCUCAAGCAACUCUAUUUGGCUACUGGGAACUCAACCAAUUACGAUGCAGCUGAUGUAUCAUCUGGGCUGGGACCAGCUCUUGCAUUGGCUGAGCCUUGCAACAAUAAUGGUAGCAAUAGUAGAGGUGCGCUGGUAGCAUCCGGCGCUGGAGACACGGAAGGUUCCCUCUGGAAUUCCGCUGGCGAGCAACUUUGUGUCGUCUGCCAAUAUUUCCCCCUCUCAAGAGCUCUACUACCAUGCAGACACACUUGCAUCUGCGCCUCUUGUUUCGGUAAAUUGGACAGGUGUCCCAUGUGCCGUAGUCCAAUUAAAAGUUACUUUUGCAUCCGGGGUGAGGAGUACAUGCCACCAGAGAAGGAAGUGAAUCCCUGCAAGCACAGAAGAACGGAACACGGACCUUCUCAUUGGCUCCAUGACUGGAACGAUAGACUCACCGACUUUCUUGGCUUUGCUCGAUAA